UUGUUUAAAUGUUGGAUGCUCUCGGUUUGGAGGACAUAGUAUAAUCUCUUGUUAUUAUACACUUCUUCGCUGCAUAGUUACACGUCUACUGUUGGGGGAAACGAAGCAGCUCUCAGCCCAUUACUAGCUACAUCAACCUCGGGCUCAAACUAAUUAAAAUUAACACUGCAUUGCACGUCUUGACAUAACCCGUUAGAACAGCGGUGCUCACAUUAUGGCCUGUUUGGUGCCUGCCGGUGUGAUUUCCACCACAACCCUUCCGCAUUUUCCUGCUGCUCUCGGGCUGUGACGUGUCGUGCUGACGGCGGCCUCGGAGCUGGAGGAGCAGGGGGCUGUAGCAUGACAAGAACUGGCUCCAUACGUCCUGCUUUGCUUUCAGCCGAGCUCCAGAAACAACCCAUAACCCCUCCUUCUCCGCUCCUCUCCGGCCCGCCCAAAUAACACAAAAUUCCCGACUGAAUCCAGCCCGAGUCUGGGGGAACCAGGCGGCCUGGGAAGCCGAGGUGUGGACGGAGGCCAUCCCUGCAGCAUACAUCUGCGCUCCACUAACAAAUGCAGUGUGAGGACAAUGGAUGAGGAUGUCACCAGGCUAUCAAUACAUUCUGAAGAGCCUAAAAUAAUAUUACACGGAUCGGAUGAGGGUGGUGCCGGCGGGCAGGAGUUUGUUGUGGAGCUUCAAGAGACAGUGUUGGUGUCCGAAGGCGAGGGCGAGGGCGAAGGCGAAGGCGAAGGCAUGGCUGUUCACAGGUUCGCGCCAGACGAGCUCGUCAUCCAGGACGCUGUCGAGGAUGUGGUAUCUGAGUAUGUGCACUGCGAUGAAGACGAGGACGUAGCAGUGGAAACCUGCGUGAUGGCUCUUGACGGCGAUGAGGAAGGAGUUGCCAUGGGAGACAUCCCUGAAGAUGGGCUGGACCCUGAGGAGCAGGACGAUGACCAAGAUGGCUGUGGGGAUUAUCUCAUGAUAUCCUUGGACGAAGCUGGAAAAAUGGUGUCCGAGGAUGGAACAGAGGUCACAGUGGAGGGAGCUGUGGAGGACCAGGAAGUGGAGAAGGAUGAGGAUGGGCAGGAAGUGAUAAAGGUGUACAUCUUCAAGGCUGAUUCUGGCGAGGAUGACAUGGGAGAAUCGGUUGACAUCAGCGACGGAGACACGGAGAGUGUGGCGUUAACAGAGUCUUCAGGCCUCCGAGAGAAAAUGGUCUACAUGUCUGUCGGGGAUUCUCAUCACAAUCAAGGAAACCACGUCACCAGCCACCACCAGGAUCUCACACACACUCCCUUCCCUCGCAGCAAAACCCCAGAGCCUAAAUGCCCAACCCAAUCAACCCAACAGGACACAGCAUAG
Molecule: messenger RNA, 1342 nt
Organism: Notothenia coriiceps (black rockcod)
Lineage: Eukaryota; Metazoa; Chordata; Actinopteri; Perciformes; Nototheniidae
Product: zinc finger Y-chromosomal protein-like
Exons: 7
Coding region: 569-1342 (257 amino acids)
Biological process (GO): regulation of DNA-templated transcription
Cellular component (GO): nucleus
Molecular function (GO): metal ion binding; DNA binding
Source: RefSeq, a predicted model, not a curated record